Messenger RNA from Salmo salar (Atlantic salmon), 1127 nucleotides. RefSeq names its product dickkopf WNT signaling pathway inhibitor 3b (gene dkk3b). Gene Ontology annotation, biological process: multicellular organism development; negative regulation of canonical Wnt signaling pathway. Gene Ontology annotation, cellular component: extracellular region. NCBI's taxonomy places the organism in Eukaryota, Metazoa, Chordata, Actinopteri, Salmoniformes, Salmonidae. The record is from RefSeq and is a predicted model, not a curated record. Gene Ontology annotation, molecular function: receptor antagonist activity; co-receptor binding.
UUCCAAAUAAAACAGCUGUGCUUUGUGUGCGUCAGCGUCCUUCUUGCAUGCUGCUGGUACAAGUAUGUCUGGUCCUACCACGAGGAUGAUGCAGGUUGCAGCGCUUACUUUUUGUUUGUGUUUAGUGAAUGGAAUCUCGAGCCCGAAGACCAUCCCGGACACCUCGAUAACUGGUGUUAGUUUCGAGGACCAUUUGAAUGGAGGUCAUGCGACUCUAAACGAAAUGUUCCGAGAGGUGGAGAUGUUGAUGGAGGACACGCAGCACGUACUGGAGGAGGCUGUGGAUCAGAUGGUCAAUGAGAGUGCCAAAUCAUUGCUUAAUAUACUGGAUUUGCUUCCAAACUACCACAAUGAGACCAGUACAUAUAGGGACAACAGGAACCACACUGUUUACAUAGCGGAGAGGAUUGACAAGGAAAUGGACAACAGAACAGGGGGGACUCACUUCCAGACCCAUAUCGAGAUCAAUGGCCAAUGGAACGAAGUUGAUCAUGAAUGUAUGCUUGAUGAAGAUUGUGGUAAGAACAGUUACUGCCUAUAUGAGAUAGUAAGCUCCAAGUGCCUCCCCUGCAAAGAUGUUGAUAUGACCUGCACAAAGGAUGAAGAGUGUUGUUCAGACCAGACCUGUGUGUGGGGACAGUGCACUAAGAAUGCCACCAAGGGCAAUGCAGGCAGCAUCUGUCAGUACCAGAGUGACUGUAAGCCAAAACACUGCUGUGCCGUUCUCAAAGAGCUGCUCUUCCCAGUGUGCCAGCCCAGGCCGGAUAAGGGUGAAGCGUGCAACAGCCACCCUAACUUGCUGAUGGACAUGUUGUCCUGGGACGUGGAGGGUCCGAGGGAAUACUGCCUCUGUGCUGGCGGGCUCCACUGCCAACCCCAUGGACGCGGAUCCCUGUGUGUGAACUAGGUGACCACCAGAUACAGUGAAGAGGGACAAAUGCCUCAAGAUGAGACAUGGUUGUGUGUCUUCUGAAAACUUCUGACUGGGCUCUAGUAUCGGUCUGUCAUUGUGUUAGACAAUGGCCUAACCAGAUGAAAAUGGGGCCGACAGAUGUGUUCUCAACCACAUCAACUAACUAAGGAAAGCACUCAUGAUGUAAUUGGAAUAAAUAAAAUGUUUUCUUGUA